Molecule: messenger RNA, 2592 nt
Organism: Candidozyma haemuli
Lineage: Eukaryota; Fungi; Ascomycota; Pichiomycetes; Serinales; Metschnikowiaceae
Gene: CTN3
Product: carnitine O-acetyltransferase
Exons: 1
Coding region: 1-2592 (863 amino acids)
Biological process (GO): carnitine metabolic process
Cellular component (GO): cytosol
Molecular function (GO): carnitine O-acetyltransferase activity
Source: RefSeq, a predicted model, not a curated record
AUGAAAUACUCCCUUUUUCAGUAUGAAGAAGAGCUUCCCCGCCUCCCCGUGCCGACGUUGGCACAAUCCACCAACCAGAUUUUGGCAGCGUUGAAACCGCUUCUUUCUGCCGAGGAAUACUCCGAAGUGCUCAAUGAAGCCACGCAGUUAAUCAACAACAGAACGGUUCUGUUGAUCCAGAAACACUUGGAGGCGGCGUCGAAGAACCCGGCCGUCACGUGCUACUUGAACGCCGUCAAUGGCGAAAGUUAUCCAGGCAUUUAUGGCGACUUGAAGGGUGAUAUUCUUCCUCGGAACCCGUUUUUGGUGCUUGAGGAGGAUCCGUAUGCCCAGACGAUCAACCCGCCAAAUCAGGCCCAGAGAACGGCGUCUUUGGUGAAUUCUACGUUGAAGUUUAUUGUCAGUUUGAGGAAUGGCACGUUGAAGCCGGAUAUGACGCCUAAACUGGGCUCUCCCCUUACAAUGAAGUGCUAUAUGAACUUGUUCGGUACGACCCGUGUGCCAGACGAACUGCAAGAGUACCACCACAUCACAAUUGCCAAAUAUAAGCAUUUCAACGACUCCCGCCAUGUUUUAUUUAUUUGCAACAACCAGUACUAUACAUUGGAGGUGCUUACGCCCUGUGAAGAUGUGAACAAGAACCCUAAGCACCAGAUCUGGUUCAACGACGCUGAAUUGGCGCCUAUAGUGCAAGAAAUCAUCAAUCAGUCGUCGCAGGUUGACCAGAUCACCGCUGUGAAUAACGGUAUUGGUGCUAUUACUACGCAAACAUAUGGGUACUGGAAAUCAGCCAGGGUUGAGUUGAAAAAGACAAACUCAAAGUACCUCGAAGCCGUGGAUAACGCUCUUUUCGUGGUGGUUUUGGAUACAAGCAGUGCUCCCAAGACAGACCAAGAAAAGACCCAGGUGAUCUCCCACGGAACGUCCAGAUUAUACGAAGGAACCAACAUCCAGGUCGGUUCUUGUACUUCCAGAUGGUACGAUAAACUCCAGAUGGUGGUGACUUCCAACGCAGUCGCAGGCGUUGUGUGGGAGUCGUCGCUGAUGGACAGUACGGCCAUUUUGAGGUUUAUCAGUGAUAUUUAUACGGAUUCGAUUUUGAAGCUCGCCAGAAACAUCAACGGCGCUGAGAACACCUUGUUUGACGAAAACGUGCAGUUUGUUUCUGGCAAAGAUAGCGAUUUGAAGCCUGAUUCGAGGGAGCUUCGUUUUACCAUGACGCCAGAGCUCCAACACUUGAUCCACCUUUCCGAAACAAGACUUGCGGAUCUUCUCAACCAGCACGAGUACAAGAGUUUAACCAUGAAGCUUGAUACUCACCUUCUAAGCAAAUCAGGAUUGCUGCCUGACUCGUUCUUACAAAUUGGGUUCCAGGCUGCCCAUUACGCUUUAUAUGGACGAGUGGCCAACACAUUGGAACCUAUUACUACCAGAAAGUUCCGUGACGCCAGAACCGAGUUGGUGGCUGUCCAGAACGACCUGAUCAACAAUCUCGCCAAAUUAUUUAUUACUUCUGCGGACAACACCAAGAAGUGGACCUCCUUCAAGGCCUGUGCUGCCCAGCACACAAAGCAGUACCGUGACGCGAUGCUUGGACAAGGUUUUGAGCGUCACAUUGGCGCCUUAUUACAGGUUUUAAAGAAGCCAAGUGCCGUUGACAGCUUAAACCUGAUCAACAAGAAUAUUCAAGGAUUGGAGCCUAUUCCGCCGGUGGAAGUCAUGGCCAACGAGUACAUCCCAUUCUUAUCGAACGAGUCGAUCGAAAGACUCACCGGUGCUGAGCUUUUAAUCAGUAACUGUGGAAACCCAGCAUUGCAUCUUUUCGGUAUCUCUCCAGCCAUUGAGCAAGGGUUCGGCAUUGGCUACAUUAUUCACAAAGACAAGGUGGUGGUUACAGUAUCGUCAAAGUUCAGGCAAACCGAACGUUUCCUCAGCACAUUCCGGUCGGUGAUGAAGGAAGUAAAGAACAUUCUUCGCGGAGAGGCCGAUCUCUUGGAAGAAAUGGCCGAUUCCGAAACAAGAAAGUACGAGCUCAAGCGUCUCAGAAUCGAAAAGGAGUUGAAGAAUGUCAACAAGGAGUUGUACCUGACCAGACACCCCAUUGAUCUUCGUCUUGACUCCACGGCGCUGUUCAAGUUGCCUGAGAGCCCCAAGAGAGAGAUUCCGCCUGUUCCACAUGAAUCCGGCAGCAAUUCGGACGAUAACAAGGACGACGAGUUUAAUUACCUUGGUGGUUACGGGUACUUUGACGUUGGCGAGGUGGAUAUCAGGAGAGAUGAGAUCACAAGAGAUGAGUCUUUCUUGAGUAGUAACACUUCCAGCAUGACAUCCAAAACGGGCUCCAGAGUCCAUUCCAGCGGCAAUUUAUACGGAAUGGGCAAACUGCAAGGGUUCCUGCUUCCCCAGCAGCCUGAUCUCAAGCAGAAGAUGUCGUUGAACGACCAAAUCAGAGACCGUUUGCAGCCAGACGUGCUGUCGCCAAGUCUUGACGAGGUGAUUACGCAACACGAGUGGCCCCAACAAACGCCACAACAGCAGUCAAAGAAAAAGAACCAGAUCGGGCGUGAAGUGACAAUGUCGUCAAAAUUCUAA